Messenger RNA from Melopsittacus undulatus (budgerigar), 2334 nucleotides. RefSeq names its product purinergic receptor P2X 5 (gene P2RX5). Gene Ontology annotation, biological process: response to ATP; calcium ion transmembrane transport. The coding region runs from base 102 to 1355 and encodes 417 amino acids. Lineage: Eukaryota; Metazoa; Chordata; Aves; Psittaciformes; Psittaculidae. Gene Ontology annotation, cellular component: nuclear inner membrane; plasma membrane. The record is from RefSeq and is a predicted model, not a curated record. Gene Ontology annotation, molecular function: purinergic nucleotide receptor activity; ATP binding; extracellularly ATP-gated monoatomic cation channel activity. The transcript is spliced from 12 exons.
GCUCUGAAGCGGUUGGUGUGUCAGGUUUCCAUGCAGAGCACGUGUGGAUAAUGUGAGCUGCAACGCUGCUGCCUGUUCCAGCCACUGCACGAGUCGGGAGCAUGGGGCAGGUGGCGUGGAAGGGUUUAUUUCUAUCCCUUUUUGAUUAUAAAACAGAGAAAUACGUCAUUGCGAAGAGCAAGAAGGUGGGGAUUCUCUACCGAGUGGUGCAGCUCUCCAUCCUGGCUUACCUGGUGGGGUGGGUGUUCAUUGUCAAGAAGGGCUACCAGGACACAGACACAUCCCUCCAGAGCUCUGUCAUCACCAAGCUGAAGGGGGUUGCCUUCACCAACACCUCGGAGCUGGGGGAGAGGCUGUGGGAUGUAGCAGACUAUGUCAUCCCUCCACAGGGUGAAAAUGUCUUCUUUGUCAUGACGAAUCUGAUUGUGACCCCAAACCAGAGGCAAGCCACGUGUCCUGAGGUAGGAAGAACUGAGCCCCUUGGCCCCCAGACCCCUACAAAACUGGGGAGUGACAGAAUUCCUGAUGCCCUGUGCUACAAGGACGGGGACUGCAGGGCAGGGGAGGCAGUGGUGGCUGGCAAUGGGGUUAAGACUGGCCGUUGUUUGAAAGACAGGGACAGCAUCAGAGGAACUUGUGAGGUAUUGGCCUGGUGCCCAGUGGAGAAAAGAUCCAAGCCCAAGAAACCACUUCUUGCCAGUGCAGAAAACUUCACUGUUUACAUCAAAAACUCAAUCCGCUUCCCCAAGUUUAAGUUCUCCAAGAUGAAUGUAUUGGCAACCAACGAGUCCUACCUGAAGAGCUGCCGCUACAGCACAGAGCAUCCCUACUGCCCCAUCUUCCUCCUGGGGAACAUCGUUCAGUGGGCUGGGAGCGACUUCCAGGAAAUGGCCUCAGAGGGUGGUGUGAUAGGAAUUCAGAUUGAAUGGAACUGUGAUCUUGAUAAAGCCCCUUCUGAAUGUAAUCCUCACUAUUCUUUUAGCCGUCUGGAUAACAAGUUUGCAGAAAAGCCCAUCUCUUCUGGGUACAACUUCAGGUUUGCCAAGUAUUACCGGGAUGCUGAGGGUGUCGACUACCGGACACUCAUUAAAGCAUACGGAAUCCGCUUUGAUGUGAUGGUGAAUGGCAAGGCAGGGAAAUUUAACAUUAUUCCCACUAUUAUCAAUAUCGGUUCGGGGCUUGCUCUCAUGGGAGCGGGAGCUUUCUUUUGUGACCUGGUGCUGCUGUAUUUGAUUAAAAAGAGUAACUUCUAUCGAGGCAAAAAGUACGAGGAAGUAAAGUCCACUUCCAGGAAAUCCUUCUCUAGUCCUACGCUGAAUGGGAAUCAGAGUCCUGACCAGGUCGGUGGGCUCUAGGCACAGCAAUGGGUCUGCUGGCUGGGCUUGUGUGCCAGGUAAACCCUGCAGGUGUUGAAUUGCACCAGCACUGGGAGGUGGAGAUGCCCCACAUCAGGUCUACUGUCUUAUUACCGGGAUUCCCAGAGGAAUGAAAGUCCUUUAAAGACUGCCCUUCUUUCCCUGAGAUGUUCUCUGGUAUCCUGAGCUUGCACCAGUGUGCCAUUUCUAUGGAUUUAUAAAAGGAUUUUAUGAAAGGAAAAAGAAGGCACCAAGUGAACCUUUUCGUAUCUACUGGUAGAUAUAUCUGUACCUACAACAGUCAGUGUUACCCCAAGGCUGCGCUUUGCUUCCAUGUGCUGGGAUGUGAAACUCCACUGAUUCUCUGAUGGCUGAAGCUGAGAUACAAACCACCCCUGCCUCCCAACUCCACUUGUCUUACACACGGGAGAAGAUGUGAAGCAGCAGGACUCAUCCUGUCGGGAAGUGCAGCAAAUUGCAGAAUUCCAGCAGUGCUCGGAGCCCAAGAGCAUGUUAUUCUACAAGGGCCAUGGCAGGGCAAUCACCUUUAUUGCAGGGUGUGUGUAACCAUUAGGGCUAGAAAUGGUGCUUUACCAGGAAAAGCCUUCCAACAGCUGCAGCAAGGAGCUGUGCUGGGCUCAGGAACAGCAGGAGGAGGGUCUGUUCAGCCAUGGCAGGGUCCUGGCUGCCUCCACUAGUGGUCACCUGAGAGCUGUCAUUUAGAGCAGAGAGCAGGUAACAGCAGGCAGUGAUUUAUAAUGAGGGGAAAGCAGGGAGACAUCAAAACAUGUAAAGCUGACUGUGCUCUACUGACACCAGUGUUCCAAUGGGACAGAAUGUCCUCAUUAGAUGACCAAAGCUGUUUCCUGAAUUUAAGCCUUCAGACCCCCCCCCAUUCCCUAGAAUAUUUCCUUUCUUUCUACAAUUUGUUUAAAACAAUUCCCACAAUCAGUGCUAUUAAUAAAACAUAACCAUCCUU